Molecule: messenger RNA, 3051 nt
Organism: Solanum dulcamara
Lineage: Eukaryota; Viridiplantae; Streptophyta; Magnoliopsida; Solanales; Solanaceae
Product: receptor-like protein 9DC3
Exons: 1
Coding region: 207-2510 (767 amino acids)
Molecular function (GO): protein binding
Source: RefSeq, a predicted model, not a curated record
AUUCAAACUGGGCUACAUGCAACUCUCACCUGUGCUGUUAAUUGUCUUUCUCUGUCAAAUUGCUUAUUUGUAAUAUAUUACUUUAUCCAACACAGAGACUUUGCAGCAACUUUGACAAAAAAAUUUGAUUUUUUCCUCUCUAUAUAUUUGCAUAGAUUCUUCAAUACUUUCAGUACCAGCUCUUUUUUUUGAAAAAAAAUUCAAACAUGGGCUACAUGCAACUCUCAGUUGUGCUCGUAGUUGUCUUUCUCGGUCAAAUUGCUUUUUCUUCCUCCUUGUGCCCCAAAGAUCAAACUGUUUCCCUUCUAAAAUUCAAGAAAUCACUUACUAUUGAUCCCUCAUAUGAUUUUUGUCAUAACAAUUUUUCAAAAAUGAGUUCAUGGAAUAUGAGCAGUGAUUGCUGCUUAUGGGAUGGAGUAACAUGCGAUACGAUGAGUGGCCAUGUUAUUGAGCUUGACCUCAGUUGCAGUCAACUUGUUGGAGUGAUUGAUUCCACUAGUAGCUUAUUCCAACUCUCUCAUCUCAAAAAGCUUGCUCUUUCUAUGAAUGACUUCUCUUCUUCACUCAUUUCACCUGCAUUUGGCAGGUUUGCAAGCUUGACUCAUCUUCAUCUUUCCAACUCGCAUUUCUCAGGUCAAAUUCCUUCUGAAAUAUUUUCUCUGUCAAAUCUCACACGCAUAGAAUCCUUAUACCUUAGAGGUAACUCCCUGAAUGGAACAAUACCGUCCGGUGUGUUCUCCCUUCCAUCACUAAUUAAACUAGACUUAAGUGAUAACCACUUUUCUGGUCAUCUUGAGGAUUUCAAGUCCGAUUCACUAGUAUCUCUUGAUUUAAACAAUAAUCAGCUGCAAGGCCAUCUUCCCAAGUCAAUUCAAAACCUUGUGAACCUAACGUGGCUUGAUCUUUCAUCAAAUAAUUUUAGUGGCAAUGUGGAUAUCAGCUUAUUUUCAAACCUCAAAAAUCUUGUGGGUCUUGAUCUUUCAUAUAAUCGUUUCUCAUUAACCAAUGAGAACAAAGUUAAUUUUACUUUGCCAGAAUCUCUUUUUAGUUUGCGAUUGGCCGCAUGUGAAGUAAAAGAAUUGGAGUUUCUAAGGCCAGUAAAGAAACUUUGGGACUUGAAUCUUUCACAUAAUAAGAUUCAGGGAAGAAUUCCUGAUUGGGCAUGGCCUAUCUGGGUUUCACUGGAUCGUCUUAAUUUGUCCCACAAUAUGUUGACAGAUAUGGACUCAACAAGUAUAAACUCAAUUUCUUAUCCCUCUCUAUAUAUUAUUGAUUUGCGGUCCAAUUUUCUUCAAGGGUCACUUCCUAUUCUACCAAAUUCCACACAAUACUUGUUCAUGUCAAACAAUAAUCUUAGUGAGGAAAUUCCUUCAUCUGUUUGCAAUUUGAAAUCACUACAGGUCCUAGAUUUGGCGAAAAACAACUUGAUGGGAGAGAUUCCGCAAUGUUUGGGUAAUAUCAGUGGCCUCGAGGUUAUGGAUAUGCAUCAGAACAAUCUGUCUGGGACAAUUCCAACAACUUUUGGCAUUGGAAGUUUACAAAUUAGAAGCCUCAACUUGCAUGACAAUAAGCUACAGGGGAAACUCCCACGAUCUUUGGCCAAUUGCAAAGAGCUGCAAGUUCUUGAUUUAGGAGAUAAUCACCUCAAUGACACAUUCCCCAUGUGGUUGGCAACUCUACCGAAGCUGCAAGUUUUAAGUUUGAGAUCAAACAAAUUGCAUGGUCCCAUCAGAACAUCAAGGAUGAUGAACUUAUUUCCUGAGCUUCGAAUCUUAGAUGUCGCUUAUAAUGCUUUCACAGAAAGCUUGCCAACAAGUUUGUUUCAACAUUUGAAAGCCAUGAAGACAAUCAAUCGAACAGUGAAGGCACCGACAUACCUUGGAGACGAGUACUACCAAGAUUCUGUAACGAUUGUAACCAAGGGAAUGAUGCUCGAACUUGUUAGAAUUUUGACGGUUUACACGGCUAUUGAUCUUUCAAGUAAUAAAUUUAGAGGGCAGAUUCCAAGUGUCAUGGGGGAUUUCAUUGCACUUCAUGUGUUGAACUUGUCUCAUAAUGAAUUGCAAGGUCAUAUACCACCAUCACUUGGAGAUUUAUCUUCAGUUGAAUCAUUGGACCUAUCGGGAAAUCAACUUUCGGGAGAGAUACCACAACAACUGGCUUCUCUUACGUCUCUUGCAUUCUUAAAUCUCUCCCGCAAUCAUCUCCAAGGAUGCAUCCCUCAAGGACCUCAGUUUCAUACUUUUGAGAACAAUUCAUUUGAAGGCAAUGAUGGAUUACGUGGAUUCCCAAUUUCAAAAGGGUGUGGUAGUGAUGGUGUAAUAGACCCAACUUUCACAACAUCCUUUCCCGAUCAAGAAAGCGAUUCCGAAUUUUUGGAUGAUUUUUGGAAAGCUGCUCUUAUGGGCUAUGGAAGUGGACUAUGUAUUGGAUUAUCCAUAAUAUAUUUCAUGAUCUCAACUGGAAAUCCGAAAUGGCUUGCAAAAAUCAUUUUAGAGCUGGAGCACUAACUAAUGAUGAGAAGGAGAAAGAAGCAGCGAAUGCAAAGGAAUUACAGAAGAAGAAAUAGUCGCUUGUAGAUAAGGUAUUCAAGUUAAACUAUACACAAAUCUUUUACUUUUUAUACUUUGGUUAUAACAACUACUAAUCAAUAUGCUCUUAUCUUUAAGCAUAUUUGAUUUUGAAAUGGUUCUGCGUUUGUUGAUGUCUCAAGCUAGUCAAAUAAUAUUUUAAUGUAUAUCACACACAGUUGUUAGCUAGAUACAUAAUUUUUCUUUUCAACUAAAUAUCUCCAACCCAUUUAAUACCAAAGUAGCUAGACUUGUUUGGAAUUCAGACAUGUUAUUAGUGCAGAAGCUCAUGGAAACUGUCAAGGCCAUUACAUGAAACCCAUUAUAAAACCUGCCCAUGCCUUACCUCUUUCCCGGAAGUUGGAUGACUAUUCACAACUAUUAGCUUAACACUAAAAACGAGUUUAUUGACCAUAUACUUUAUUUUUAGGAAAAAUUAUGUAAAUUGGACUCAUUAGGUAAAGUAUUUAUUCAAAUUGAA